AUGCAAGACACUCUGACAAAGUCUGAUGAGUUUGUCGUUGGUGAUGGAGACGACACUCCUAUUGCUCCUCCUCAUGUUGUCGUCGCAGGUGGCGAUAUGAUGAAGACCAACAACACAUUCUCAAGGGCAAUGGAUUUCAACAGUGAUGCUUAUGAUGAGAUGGAUGACUACAACUACCAAGAUAUCGAUGAGGAUAGCGAUAAUGAAUGUGUUCAUUUGGAUCCUAUUGAAGAUGAUUUCCCUGUCUCUUACAACAACAAUAAUAACAACAUUAACAACAACAACAAUAUCAACAAUAUCAACAACAUCUACAACAACAAUGUUGAUCAUUCUGGAAGGUUAUUCGAAUCAUAUCCAACAAACCCACAGACCCAGAUCAACAGUGAGUUUGCCAAACAAAUUGUACAAUCGCAGAAUAAGAUGCUUUCUCAUAACAACAAGAAGAAGGACAAUGACAAAUUGGUGAUGGGAGUCAACACACCUCUUAGCGAUUACCUGGACCCAACACUAUGCACACCAUUCACCCUUGAGUUCUUGAAGGACCAGGGUAUACAGACCUUGGGCCAGAUGGCAGUGAUGGAGGAUUUGGUCGCAUUGGGUGACAUCAUUGAUGAUCCUUCCAUUCCCAUUCUUCAGACCCUUGUUCAAGAGUUGCUUAUUGACCGAUGUGCAUGGCGAGAGUUUAUCAAACCAGAAAUCGAUAGCAGCAAUGUCAAUGUACACUCCUCCCCUAUGGUUCUAAUUGGACAUACAAAUGAGGAUGAAAUGUUCCUAAAGUCCAUCAACAUUUACACCAUCAACCAGCUGCUACAAAGCAAGGCGCUUCCAGAGAUUGCAGAUUCUCCAAGACUUAAGUUCUAUAUGAACAUGGCUGAGAGGGUGUCCUUUGGAUCGGCCCACCCAUUCAGUGAUGUCUCCAAUAAGGGAGCGUCGUCAUCUUCACAAAAUACUUUAGUGAAGGCACCAGAGAUCUUUGGUUACUUCUAUGCAAGCACCAACUUCCAUAGACAGCUCGAGACUGGAAACAUCCUUGUCCCAUCUAUCAAACAAAUAUUUGAGGACUACAUCAAGAGAGACACCAACCUUCGAUUCCAGCAUGAGUGGAGAGGAAUAUUCUCUCGAUACUUUACUCUAGCCAAGAACAGCUUGAACGUUAACAAUCCCACUGAUCUGGAUGUUUAUACAUAUUUGACGAUGAAGUCGAUCCAUGGCUUUGGUGGUCUGGACGGUAUUACAGGAGUGCGAUUCUUCUGGAGUGACAUCAGAGAUACAGACUACUUUGACUCCCUACCAAAGAUGACCAAGUUGGACUUCAAGUACCUGUACCAGAUCAAACUAUCACAUGCAGUAUCAAAGGGACUUAAACUUCAAUUAUUCGUUCCAGAGACCAACAAUGUAAAGGAUGUGAACCCUGUCGGUCUGGAGGCAUCAGUCAUCAAUAUCAUUGAGAAGACAGUGAAUCCAGUUCUCCAUGAGUUCAAACACACACCUUCCAAGUCUCCAGAUCCCUACUUGCACGUUCCACAAGGUGUCCUCAUUCCAGGCACCGGUGCCUUCUGCACAUCAGAGUUCUGUGUUCUACCAAACGCGGCAGAGUUGACACAGAAUAAGUGA
This is a messenger RNA of Acytostelium subglobosum LB1, 1614 nucleotides long. RefSeq lists its product as hypothetical. Bases 1 to 1614 code for a protein of 537 amino acids. The record is from RefSeq and is a predicted model, not a curated record. Lineage: Eukaryota; Evosea; Eumycetozoa; Acytosteliales; Acytosteliaceae. The transcript is spliced from 6 exons.